This is a messenger RNA of Oncorhynchus gorbuscha (pink salmon), 4203 nucleotides long. Its product is annotated as fucolectin-6-like. The record is from RefSeq and is a predicted model, not a curated record. The transcript has 7 exons. Lineage: Eukaryota; Metazoa; Chordata; Actinopteri; Salmoniformes; Salmonidae. The coding region runs from base 150 to 1277 and encodes 375 amino acids.
GGGCAGGGUCAUUGACUUUGUGACUGGUGUAUAAAUGAAUCAGUCAGAUUCAGUUGUCUACAGAGCUUUUACCUACAUCAACAUCAACAGUGACCUUGUUUUUUUUAAGAUUGCAUGUUUGCAAGCAGAAUUGAGGGGAGUGGGGGUUUAUGCUAUCGCCUCCUACUCCUCAGAAGGCAGCCCACCCUCCGGCCUCUCUUUCUCCGCCUCCUCUUCACGCAGAUCACUGGGGUCGGGGCCUGUUCCUGAGGGAGCCGUAUAUCAUGAAAGAAAAAAAGGAUCCUGCUAGUCCGUGGAUGAUGAGAUCGACCACGAUGUUCCUCUUGUUGACUCUCCUGGGACUGGCAUGCUCUAUUGGCCCUACAGUCCCAAGAAAUCUUGCCUUGCGUGGAAAAGCUACACAGUCAGACCUCAUCGAGAACCCAUGGCACGGUUACAGUCAUGCCUCCAAUGCCAUUGAUGGGAACCGCGAUUCACAUUUCCAUCAUGGGUCCUGCACUGCCACUGACGAAUCCACUAACCCCUGGUGGAGAGUGGACCUGCUUGAUACCUACAUAGUCACCUCCAUCACCGUCACCAACAGAGGGGAUGCUGUUCCUGAGAGGCUAAACGGGGCUGAGAUACGAAUAGGAAAUUCUUUAGUGGACAAUGGCAUUCAUAACCCUCUGGUUAAAACAAUUCCCUCUGUUCCAGCUGGCAGUUCUCUCACCCUGGCUUUUGACCCAAGUUUCGAAGGACGUUAUGUGAUUGUGGUUCUACCAGGCCAGAAUAGACUUCUGACACUCUGUGAAGUGGAGGUUUACGGAUACCUUGCCCCAACUGGAGAUAAUGUGGCUCUAUAUGGAAAGGCCACCCAGUCGUCUUUGUAUGAGUUUGGCAUUCCAGGCAAUGCUAUUGACGGGAAUCGCAACGCUAUUUUGAUAGGAGGGUCCUGCACCCACACUCUAGAGGACAUCAACGCCUGGUGGAGGGUGGACCUUCUGACGACCUACAAAGUGUUCUCCAUCAUCAUCACCAACACAGUCGACGGUGAUCCCAGCAGACUCAAUGGAGCUGAGAUUCGCAUUGGAGAUUCCCUGAAAGACAACGGCAUCAAUAAUCCUAGGUGUGCUGUGAUCUCCUCUAUCCCAGCUGGCAAUUCAAGCACCUUCCAGUGUCCGGGCAUGGAGGGUCGAUAUGUCCUCGUGGUCAUUCCAGGGAGGAAGGAGUACCUGACCUUGUGUGAGGUGGAGGUGUACGGAUCACCCCUGGAUGGGAUUGGGCCUACAUGUAACUAAAUCAGAUCAUUAACUCUUAACAGCACCCUGCAAUGUUUGGGGAAUGUAUUGUCUUACGAAAACCAAUUCAACUUUUUAGUAUACUAUCACUAUUCUGUAAGUUCGUCUUGCACACUGUUUUUGGAUGUUUGGGUAUAAAUUGACGAACAAUUUUUGUAAGACUUUUUAAGAACAACUUUCAUGAAUUAUUAUGUAGCCUAAUUAUUGGUUAGACAGUUAUCAUUCAUACCAUGAAAUGCAUGUAAUGCUGUAAAGUAAUGCUAUUAUGUUAGAAUGAAUGGUCCCGCUUUAAAUGACGUUCAGAUUAUAAAGGCUUCAUAAAGCCUUAAUAAUGCCUUCAUGAGCAGUACAUAAAUGUUUACAAAUCAUCUAUAACCAUAUGUCAUGCUUUAUAAAGGGUUCAUAAAUGCAGUAUAACUGUGUGACAUAAUCAUCUAUAUCCAAUGUGAUAUAACCCACUAAGUCAAAUAUGAUAUCAACAUGUGCUUUAAAGGGUGACGUGCUGAAGGAUGGAAAAAGCUCUAAAGGGAUGUCAUAUUAGUCACAUUACACCUAAUCUCGUUCCCAGACACUUCUGCCCAAAUGCUCAGGUCUGAUGGACCAAUGCAUCAAACUUGGCCUUCAUUAGUCAGGGUUAGGUUUCAAAUCAAAUUUUAACAAGAUAAAGUGUGGAAAUGGGCAGGGUUUAGCCAAAAUUAUGACUUUUUGACUUUUUUUGUUGUCAAGUAGUGACGAUGACAAAUACUUUACUCAGUAAGGUCACUGCUAUAGAAUUCUAUAGUCACUCCCACUAUGCCCAAUUUUGAAUGGUUGAUAUCCCAGGCUUCAAUGUGCUGUGUGAGCAAUAGCCUGAAAACAACAUUACACCAAGAAACACUUACCUUGAUGAAAGUCCCCAAUCUAAAGAAAUCGAAAGUGUCUUUCUUCUGGAACCAAGUUACAUGUUCCUCAGUACACAAACAUGAAAACAACAAAAACGAGCCAUACCACACAGUGCUGGGCCCUGUCAAGUCUUUGACACAUUCACCCAUUUCCCCGCUGAAAGAUCAGCCACAAAAUGUGGCCACCGUUGUAACAGGUUGUAAUCAAGCCCUGGUCCCCAGCAUGGGAACAGAAGAGGAAUAUCUGGUGCGGUAGUCUCAGGUUGGACUACUCCAAAUCAUCUUGGUUCUGACACAUAAACGCAAGCUUUGCAGGUCCAUCAACCCAUUUAAUACCUCUCACACCCUACUGUAACCUGUGGAUCAUGAGAGAAACUUAAUAAAUCAGCAGAACGUUAAUCACCCACUUAACUACUACCAACACAUUUAAAUCACAAUAAAUAAAGGUUAACUUACUUGUUUUGGGAUUUGAGAACUCAUCACAUCAUCUGCGUCUCAUCAGUAACACUAAAAAAGUACUUCCGUGAAUUUUGGAAAUGUUACAAAUAAAGUCCCCCACGUAAUAGCAGAAAAGUCACAAAAAACCAUUCAUGAUAUAUGAAAAAUAAUUGUUUAAACAUUAAACAUAGAUUUUUAAGUGACAUAUGCAUUAAAUUUGGGUUUUAAAACAUGUUCCAAGGUCAAAUAAAUGCUCCCAAUGCAAAUCACCAUAUAUAGAAUAGAUAUUGGCUUAGAGCAAUAACUAUUCUGGGUGCAGCAGUACAAGUAUUGCAGGGAAUACUCAAUAGGGUCUGGAGAAUGAAUGUACAGUGGGGAGAACAAGUAUUUGAUACACUGCCGAUUUUGCAGGUUUUCCUACUUACAAAGCAUGUAGAGGUCUGUAGGUACACUUCAACUGUGAGAGAUGGAAUCUAAAAUAAAAAUCCAGAAAAUCACAUUGUAUGAUUUUUAAGUAAUUAAUUUGCAUCUUAUUGCAUGACAUGAGUAUUUGAUACAUCAGAAAACUGUAUAUAUGGUGUCAUUUCAUGGGGCUCAAAAUAAUACGGAAUGUGGCCGGCCUUUUACUCCACCCUUUCCAUUGGCGGCCAGAUCACAUCAUGUGUGCUUACUGCACUACAGAAAACCUGCUAAGAAAACAACAGUGCAGAGCAUGCUCACUGAAUUAAAGAGCAACUACACUUACAAAUAUACGUUUCUUAGAUUUUUCACAGACCUCAAAAGUCUGAUGUGGUUUAAGAAUUGUUGUGAACACAGAAAAUUAAAUGUUGUUUUUCUAUUAAGAAAGUGUGAAAAAAAACACUGGGGGGAAACCAGAAAGAAUGGGGAAAAUCUGAAACCCGGAAAAACUAAACCAAGAAAACGGAAUUUGGUGGGAGAAAAGAAGUAGGCAACUACAACAAACAGACUAACGAUUGUAAAAGGCCCUUUUCAAGGUUUUUUGCUUUGCAUGACUGCACUUUAGAGUCUGUGUUCUCCUGCAGCACAGCAUGUUGGGGGAAGCUGAAGUCAAGUCCAAUAUUGACUAUGCACCCAAGAGGGAAAGAGGAUGGGCCAAUCUAGAAAUGUUUUAGUGAAAUAUAAUAUAUAACAUUUUGCAGACACUUUUAUCCAAAGCGACUUACAGUCAUACGUGAAUACAUUUUUACGUAUUAUAGGGUGUUGAAUCGAAUCGAACCCAAUAUCCAGCCGUUGCAAUGCUCUACCAAGAUGUAUGACAGGGUUAUAAAUGCUUUGUGAAGCCACAAUUGAAUAUGAUUUAUAAGCUCUUUAUUGAGCGGUGCUCAUGCCACCCUUUAUAAAGCACAGGUUUGUAUCAUUUUCGACAUAGUGGGUUUUGUCCCCUUAGACAUUGGUGGUUAUGGCGAACAGUUAUGCCACAGUUAUGAACCCUUUAUAAAGCAUGGCAUACUGUUAUAGAUGAUGUGUAACACAUUUCUGUAGUGUUUAUGAAGGUUUUAGGAAGCCUUUAUAAGCUGCACGUCAUUUCAAGUGGGACCAAAUUCAUGAAUAAACUUAAUUAAUAAAUCUGGAAUGUUUCCAUUGUG